AUGAAGAAGGCAAUGAGGAGGGAUUUGUGCAUUGAUGUCUUUAAAAGCCAAAUAUACAGAGCUAAGAGAAAAGCAAAGGAGGCUAUAAUGGGAUCUCAUAAAGAGCAGUUUAUGAAGUUGUGGGAUUAUUGCAAUAUCAUCAGGGUGAGAAAUCCAGGAAGCCUUGCUUUCUUACAUGUGGAGAGCCUCAUCCAGAUGGCUGUUGUAGAAGCAGAACUAAAGGAUUCAUGGAAUUGGUUUUUAACAAAUUUGCUACAAGCUAUCGGACCAGCGGAGGCUCAUGGGUGGACUUUCAUAUCUGAUAGACAAAAGGGUCUGGUGGAGGUUUUUGAUGCCCUACUUCCAGGAGUAGACCAUAGGUUUUGUGUGCAGCAUAUGUACAAUAAGGGCUCGUUUGCUACAUCAUACACUAUGCAAGAUUGGAAAAAGAGUAUGCAAAAAAUGAAGAAUGCAAAUCUUGCUGCUUAUGAUUGGCUCAUGAAAGUGCCACAAAAAAUGUGGACAAGAUCUUAUUUCAGUCCGGAUAUCAAAUGUGAGUUGCUUUGCAAUAAUAUGUGCGAGGCAUGGAAUUGGGCAAUACUAGAUGCAAGGGAGUUACCAAUCAUUGAUCUAAUGGAGAAGAUUAGAAGGCAGAUAAUGACAAGGUUUCAAGAGAAAAGACAAUAUAUGGAAAGACAACCUGGUAUUCUAUGCCCUAAAGUGCAAGCAAAGUUGGAAGAAAUAAAAGAAAAGGCUAGACAUUGUGAGCCAUUAUGGGCUAACGAAACUAUUUUCGAAGUUAAUUGCAAUGGAAAGCAAUACACUAUGAACCUAGCAGCAACAUCUUGUGAAUGUAGGCAGUGGGAUGUCACUGGGGUUCCAUGUAAGCAUGUUGUCUCUGCAAUAUUCAAGCAAAAGUUGGAACCGGAGGAGUUUGUUCACAAGUACUUUCUAGAGGAGACCUAUAUAAGAACAUAUAGCCAAAUGAUCAUGCCUCUACCUGAUUCAUCAAUGUGGCCUAAAGUUGGGAUUGAGCCUAUAAUGCCACUUCCAUAUAGAAGACAACUAGGUAGACCUAAAAAAGUGAGAAAGAGGGCGGUUGAUGAGCCCAAGAAAGGUACAAUUAGUACAGAAGGUAAGAAGUAUAGAUAUAAGAAGUGUAAAGAGUUCAGACACAACACUCGAUCUUGCACUAAGACUGUAUGUAGAGAGGAAAUAGUUGGUGAGGGAACAAGUAAAAGCAAGGGAGGGAGACCACCAGUGAAUCGAGGAGGGAGACCACCAGUGAAUCAAAGAGGAAGAUCACUACUUGGGAGAGGUGGAAGAGCACCAGUAACUUCAGGAAAAAGCAAUGCUUCUGCCAUGAGAGGAGGUAUACCAAUUGGGAGAAGAGGAAGAUCAAUGGGUAGAGCUGGAAGGCAUUAA
Messenger RNA from Ananas comosus (pineapple), 1404 nucleotides. RefSeq lists its product as uncharacterized. The coding region runs from base 1 to 1404 and encodes 467 amino acids. The transcript has 4 exons. The record is from RefSeq and is a predicted model, not a curated record. Gene Ontology annotation, molecular function: zinc ion binding. Lineage: Eukaryota; Viridiplantae; Streptophyta; Magnoliopsida; Poales; Bromeliaceae.